Rhipicephalus sanguineus (brown dog tick) is the source of this 1550-nucleotide messenger RNA. Its product is annotated as putative nuclease HARBI1. The record is from RefSeq and is a predicted model, not a curated record. The coding region runs from base 1 to 1167 and encodes 388 amino acids. NCBI's taxonomy places the organism in Eukaryota, Metazoa, Arthropoda, Arachnida, Ixodida, Ixodidae. The transcript has 2 exons.
AUGAUUGUCGAGGAGCUGCUUGCCGCCGCCGCUGCAUUAUUUUCGCUCCUCGUCAGGAGAACACCCCUUCAUGAAGACAAUGACGAGGAGUGCAGCGGCGACGAGUUUGCUAUGGCUUUGCUCAUAGCAAAGUUGGAGAGGCACGAUCGACACAGGGUGCCUUUGUACGUCGAACGUGUCGUGCCGACUUACCUUGACUUCGAGUUUCGGAAGUUGUUUCGGCUCUCGAGAAGCACCUGUGGAGCUCUCGUGGAGGAGUACCAACGAUCGAACUUCUAUCCUGAAGGAUUUCGAGGCCGCCCUAAAAUAUCGGCCGAGAAGACGCUUCUGGUGGCGCUUGCGUACCUAGGUACGCAACAAACGAUGUACCAGAUCGCAGACAAGUUUGACGUCAGCGAGUCGACGGUACAUGCAGCUAUCAGCCGUGUGCUGGACUUUCUGGACUCCAUCAGCGCUCGGGAGAUUUGCUGGCCAGACCGGAACGAGAGAGAGCGGAACAAGCGCGCUUUCAAGACGCUGGUUCGCCGCCGAUCGGGGCUCCCGGACGUUGUCGGUGCCAUCGAUGGAUGUCAUGUCCGCAUUGCUAGACCAACGGAGUCGGAACAAAGCUACUACAACCGCAAGAAGUUCCACUCGAUAAUUCUGCAGGGGAUCUGCGAUGCGGACAUGAUGUUCAUCGAUGUCUUCAUUGGCAUUCCCGGGAGAGCUCACGACUCCCGAGUGCUCCAGGACAGCUUCUUCUACGAAGAAGCAGCGGCGAAGUGCGAAGGAGGCUACCUCGUGGGAGAUGCUGCGUACCCGCUGAAGAUGUGGUUGCUGCCAUCAUACCGCCAUACGACGGCGAAAUGGGAGCCUUGGAUGACGGCGUUCAACUACGCCCACACCAGACAGCGAGUGGUCAUUGAGCAGGCCUUCGGAAUUCUGAAGGCCCGCUUCCAGAGGCUCUACCACAUUGACGUCGGCAGCAUCAAGCAGGCAGUGCAAAUUGUGCUUGCAUCCUGUGUGCUGCACAACAUGGCUCGACGAUGCGGUGACAUCGUGGAAUUCGACUUGGAGGUGAGCGACAGCGGCACUGAUGUAUCGUCUGCCGAGCCCGCCGAAGGCGACGAUCCACCUACCCGCUCUGCCGCAGCAUUCCGCGAUGGCAUCGCCCAGAGCCUGUUGUAGCACGCAUGGAGGCAUAAUCUCCUCAUGAUAUUGUUUUGUCUGAAUUUCGGCAGUACACUUUUGUUCAGCCAGUUCUUAACAGUUGCUUUUCGAAUAGUUCUGUGCAAAUAAUCAAGCACAUGUUACAUUUGUCAAAGUCGCUCUGACGUCAUACAAACUUGGAAAGUAUUUGAAAAGAAUGAAUAGACAUAUUCCACGACAUGUAACCUGCCCUAAAGAUGGUUUCACUGUGCAACCUACCUGCUUUGUCGGGAAACCACCUUGUCAGGGGGAAUUCCGUACCGCCGCGAAGUCUCACUUCUGUAUUUCGUUCACUUUUCUUUUUAUCAGCGUCUUAUGACGUCCAAGUAUGAGAAAUUUUUUUAUUUAAUGUAUAUUUUAUA